Ipomoea nil (Japanese morning glory) is the source of this 2060-nucleotide messenger RNA. Its product is annotated as probable galacturonosyltransferase 10. The coding region runs from base 152 to 1765 and encodes 537 amino acids. The record is from RefSeq and is a predicted model, not a curated record. NCBI's taxonomy places the organism in Eukaryota, Viridiplantae, Streptophyta, Magnoliopsida, Solanales, Convolvulaceae. Gene Ontology annotation, molecular function: polygalacturonate 4-alpha-galacturonosyltransferase activity. The transcript has 2 exons.
UUAAUAAAAAAAUACUCCGUAACUAAAGAAAAGAAGAAUCGCUCGCAGCCAAAAUUUUAUUUUUCAUUCUCUCGGAAUAGUGCAAAACACAGUGAAUUUUCAGAGGUUGUUCUUCCUCUCGAGCUCUGUUUGAUGCGAUUGUAGCAAGGGGAUGCCAAUGAGGCGAAGGUCGUUUGAUCUUCGAAACAGGCCCGCAAAGAGAAGAUACUCCAAGCUGGGAUGGUUGUUACUCUUCGCUUUCUUGACCUUUCUCUUCUUCACUCUCUUCCGUCACAAAAACCCUUCUCCUUCCACGCCUUCUUUACUUCAGGGAUAUAAUAGACAAAGUAAAAUUUUGGAAGGUCUUAAUGUCACUGAAGAAAUGUUGAGCCCGUACUCAAUAACAAGGCAAAUUAAUGAUCAAAUAUCUCUUGCUAAAGCGUUGGUUAUAAUUGCGAGAGAAAGCAACAACCUUCAGCUUGCAUGGGAGAUAAGUGCCAAGAUCCGCAAAUCGCAAGUCCUCCUAUCAACUUCAGCUACAAGUAAAACUCCUUUGACAAUGAAAGAGUCAGAAUCUGCAAUUCGUGAUAUGGCACUUUUGAUUUGUCAAGCCCAGCAACUUCACUAUGAUAGUGCAACGAUGAUUAUGAGGUUGAAAGCCAAUAUCCAGUCUCUUGACGAACAAGUACAUUCUUUGAAUGAGAAGAGCUCUAAAUAUGGACAAAUCGCUGCUGAGGAAGUUCCAAAGGGGCUAUACUGUCUGGGCAUCAGGUUAACGGUUGACUGGUUCAGGGACUCAAAGUUGCAGCGUGAACAGAAAAGGAGGAAGGGUCUGGUUGCUGGGAAACUUGAGGAUACUAAUCUUUAUCAUUUUUGCGUUUUUUCUGACAACAUCCUAGCAACUUCGGUUGUGGUCAAUUCAACAGCUUUGAAUGCGAAGGACCCGAGUUUGAUUGUGUUCCACAUUGUGACUGAUGAGAUAAAUUAUGCCCCCAUGAAAGCUUGGUUUUCGAUGAACUCAUUCCAUGGUGUUACAGUAGAAGUUCAGAAAUUCGAAGACUUCACUUGGCUCAAUGCUUCGUAUGUCCCCGUUCUCAAACAAUUGAAAGAUUUAGACACCCAAAAUUAUUACUUCUCUGGAAGUCACGGUGAUGACAAAACCCCUAUCAAAUUCCGUAAUCCCAAGUAUCUUUCAAUGCUCAACCACCUUAGGUUCUACAUUCCUGAGGUUUUCCCGAAGCUUGAGAAGGUAGUGUUUCUAGAUGAUGAUGUUGUGGUUCAAAAGGAUCUGUCUCCCUUGUUCUCCAUUGAUUUGAAUGGAAACGUAAAUGGAGCCGUUGAGACUUGCAUGGAGACAUUCCACAGAUACCACAAAUACUUGAAUUACUCCCACCCGCUUAUACGUGCACAUUUUGAUCCCGAUGCUUGUGGCUGGGCCUUUGGGAUGAAUAUCUUUGAUUUGGUUCAAUGGAAGAAGAAGAACGUGACUGGAAUAUACCACUACUGGCAAGAGAAAAACAUUGACCGAACACUGUGGAAGCUUGGGACCUUGCCACCCGGACUUUUAACGUUCUAUGGCUUGACUCAAGCUCUGGAUCCCAGUUGGCAUGUUUUGGGACUGGGAUAUACAAACGUUGAUUCGCAGUUGCUUGAGAAAGGUGCGGUGCUACAUUUCAAUGGAAAUUCUAAGCCAUGGCUGAAGAUUGGGAUGGAGAAAUACAAACCAGUGUGGAACAAAUAUGUAGAUUAUUCCCAUCCAAUAUUGCAGCAAUGCAAUGUGCACUGACAUGGCAUGCUGUUGGUUACUCGAUUAGCUUAGCAGUAUUGCAGACUGAGACUGUUUGUUUCUUUGGUUUUUCCAAACAUGAAAUGAGGCUUGGUAGAGUCAUAGUUGGGAACACAAUCUUUUUUGUUUGUACCUUAGAAUUGUCUAAAGUUAUUCAAAUGUGAUUGUUAGAUAGAUGCAUGAGCAUCAUGUAUCCCAUUUUGAAAUAUGUAGCAGCAGAUAUCUAUUCAUUCCCCUCUUUGAUAAUUGAGAGAUUUGUAACUUAGAUUCUUGUUUCUUUAUUCAUGUCUUUUCU